CUGCCGUUGAGUAUUUUACACGAUUGCUUUUAUGUUAUUUACACUUGUUUAAAUACACACAAAGCGUUGUUUUACUUAAAAAUAAACUCUUGAAGUCUUUAGUGAUAAAUUGAAUAGUUUUUAGACAGUGGCCGAGUUUUUUGUGUGAAGAAAUUGUGUUUUAACUGUUAGUAGGACGAACGUUUUGAUAUGAGUUCUCCACUCGCUGUUUUUGGCACUGUAGCUGCCGUAGGUUUGGGAGUGGUAAUGCUGCUUGUGGAUAUGGCUAUAAAAUAUAACAGAAAUUCGAAGCGUCGUAACCGUGAGCACCGUCAGCAAAGGCCUUCCAGUCCAGUGCAGAGUGAAAGGGUUGCUAGGACACCGGAGGACGAUAACUCAAGAAUUGUUCCUCUUAACCGUGAGUACCAUCAGGAAAGGCCUUCCAGUCCAGUACGGAUUGAAAGAGUUGCUGAGAACUGGAGGACGAUAACUCGAGGUAAUUAUAAUAUAAUGGUUAGAGAUUGUAGAGUUUUAUUAUUUGAAUUGAGUCAUUUUGAAGAAAGUGUUUUGUAA
Molecule: messenger RNA, 552 nt
Organism: Ctenocephalides felis (cat flea)
Lineage: Eukaryota; Metazoa; Arthropoda; Insecta; Siphonaptera; Pulicidae
Exons: 3
Coding region: 190-552 (120 amino acids)
Source: RefSeq, a predicted model, not a curated record